Molecule: messenger RNA, 2911 nt
Organism: Etheostoma spectabile (orangethroat darter)
Lineage: Eukaryota; Metazoa; Chordata; Actinopteri; Perciformes; Percidae
Gene: sertm1
Product: serine rich and transmembrane domain containing 1
Exons: 2
Coding region: 218-559 (113 amino acids)
Cellular component (GO): intracellular membrane-bounded organelle
Source: RefSeq, a predicted model, not a curated record
AGAGAGAGAGAGAGAGAGAGAGAGGCGCUCAUAGGGAAGAUAUAAGCAGGGGCAACAGAUCUGGAUUUGCUUGGCUGAAAACACCAAACACAACGGGAUGGAUUUCUGCACGACGUGAACAAGACCGAGGAACACCCGCACCACACAUUAAAAAAGAUCUCACUAAUUUUUUUUUUUUUCUCUCUCAUGCAAAUUUCUAUUUGGAACAUCAGCCAGGAUGUCAGGGAUGGACGCCCUGUUGGUGGACCGCAAUGAGACUGAAAUCUCUCCAAUAGACAACGGGACUUUCCUCCGUUUCUCCCCAACCUUUGCUUCCACAUCUGCGGCUGCCUCGUCACCAGGACAUCCGGGCAACGUUUACGUUUAUGUGUGGCUCUUUCUCGGCCUGCUGGUAUUCCUCCUGACGCUGCUCAUAAUCUCCCUCCACAGGCUGAAAAACAUCAUCUCCUCCUCAUCAUCUGUCCCCGAUUGCAGCAGCGAGGGUGGGAGCUCCUUCACCAACAUGGAAAUCUGUAGUAUCUCAUCUCAGAAGUCCACCAUCUCCUCACUGUCCACCUAAGGGAGAUGGGAUGGAGCACAUAUAAACACAGAGACAUACAGUAUAUGUCCAUGUGCCUACAUGGUAACCAUGCACACAGACAAAGCCCAUGAAGGUCCAGCGUCUUUUCACCGUGACAUACAAUUACAAAAACACUUUGUCAGCCACAAAGAAGCGGACAGCAUGGCAUUAUAAUCCAUUCCAUGCAUGCAUAUUCUAACUCCGGUGGUCAAGUACGUAGGCCCAUGCGAUUUGCAUAGGCACAGGUGAAAUAUAGCAAACAAUGUGAUGAAGAGUUAUUGAUUGGUGAGACUGGCUGAACCCUUUUGAGCCUUAUUUCAACAACAAAGACAGAUGAACCUGAGAAUUGCUCGUCCUCAGCAGGAAAAACAUAGGAACUAUUAUCUUUCCUCACUGUUUUUGUAAAGUUAAUUUAUUGUACUGUACCUGUCAUAUUUACUGUGGAACAAAUAUUUCUUUAUAGUGCAUGCACAGAAUGUCUCAUAAUAUCUGUAGACUACAGUACAUUGCCAAAUCAGAACUGCAAUAAUAUUUAAGAUCAUACAUUGUACAGAAAUGCAUGCUUGUGUCUCAGUUUCAGUUUGUCUCAAAUUUCUGUAUGAUUCCACUGGGGAAAGGACAAGACAUCCUGCUGUGGAUGUAAAGGUGAGAAAGAAAUGAGGGCUGUGUGUGUCAGUUGGCAAAGCGGACGCCCAUAUUUAGAGGUCACCUCUUCGACGCAGCGGGCUCGGGUUUGACUCUGACCUGCAGCCCUUUGCUGUCAUUCCCCCUCUCAUUUCAUCAGUUGUCCUGUCAAUAAAGGCCUAAAAUGGCCAAAAAAAUAAUCUUUAAAAAAAGAAAGAAAUGAGGGCUGUGUAUUAGACUGUUGAGAGGCAGUAAAGCAUCUGUCCGCAGGUAUGGACCAGGUCAAAAGUGGCAUGAACAAGAUGAAAUGCUGGUCCUGAAAGACAGUUUCAGCCCAUAGUGACUGAAGCUCUGAGAGCUCUGUGCAGCUGUCAGCCUUGUCUGUAUUCCAGGUAUAACUACAGUAAUGGCUGUUUUGGCUCAACAUACAUCAUUUGUGUUUUAAUACCGUAAGAUGUUUCUUUGACAUAACAACAAAGAUACACACUCAGAAGAAUUUAUCAGAAAAAAGGUUCAUUCAUUUUUGUCACACUUUUCCAUCAAAUUCAAUAACAACGGACGGGUCGGAGAGCAGUGACGAUGGCUACGAGGCCACGGACAAGACAAGGACUCGAAUCUGUCAGUGUUCUUAUCAACAAAUCCUCACUUUUUUCAGUUGAUGGCACUGUGUCAGCCAAACUCAGAAAAGAGUUUACUAAACCAAUGUUCAAACCAGUGUUUACUAUUGGUUCAUUAUCUCAGCUGUUGACAAAUAUGUAUAGUUAUUAUGUCUAGAACCUUAUGUUGUAGAACGUUUGUUUUCAAGUUAACCAAGAAAUAAAGUCAUUGUUUUAGCCUGGUGAUGUUAAAAGAAUAACUUCCUGACUUUGUUUUGUUAUAUUAAAUCUCACAUUUUCAGUUCUAGUCUGCAAACACAAAUCAUUCAGUGGACGUAGAUUACAGUAUUUUCUUUGCAUGAUUUACUGUACUGGAUGUAACUGCAAAUCUGACUUCUGUCCCUGGGUUAAAUGAAUGUCAUUAACGACAUCCUUCCUCUCGUACACAUUGUACAUGUUCUCUUUUUUCAUGCUUGUAAGGGAUGUAUUUCUACUUGUAUCUCUGUUUGAUCACUGGGUCUGCUGCAUAAGGUGCUUUAAUAUCCUGUUAACGGAAACUCCCAGCACCAUGAGCCCAACAAGUCUACAGCAAUUUGUGACGCAUGCAUUAACCAAACUCACACCUGAAACUUUACACAGUUCAUCUUUAAGAUGCUCCGUUGGAGAGAAUUUGAGGUACAUGCCUAGCUUAAGGGAACUUCAGCGAUGUCAUUGAUUUGAUUAAAGCAGGAGACAAUGCAGGACCAGAUCCUACAAAUGGAAAAAGCAUACAGCCAGUGCUGGAAAUGAAAACUGCAAACGUUAAUUAACUAACAUUGCUCUGUAUGUCUUACAUCUGUGUUCUUUGGAGGUGCUGCAGAAAAUGACAGACAGUAACAGACUGAAAUGUGUCUCUUGAAAUCAUCUGAAGAAGGAAGAUUUCAUACUGGUGUCUAGUGAAUGCAACAAGAACACAUCCUCGUGAAGCAAAAAAUAACCUUUUAGUGAAAGAGCAUAUUUAACCAAUAAAAAGUAAAGUCAUCAAAUUCUUUGCAUAUUUUAUUUUCUUAUCAUGAUUUUUUUUUUCAACUCACACAUGUCAUAUUUUACAUCUUUGCAAUAAAACAUGAAUACAAUAGUUUUUAGGGUUUCA